This is a messenger RNA of Erythranthe guttata (spotted monkey flower), 1421 nucleotides long. RefSeq lists its product as uncharacterized. The record is from RefSeq and is a predicted model, not a curated record. Gene Ontology annotation, biological process: shoot system development; root development. NCBI's taxonomy places the organism in Eukaryota, Viridiplantae, Streptophyta, Magnoliopsida, Lamiales, Phrymaceae.
AAUAAAAAGAGCUCUUCGUUUUUGUCGUUUGUGCUUGUAAACAAUUUGAAAAAUCCACUCGUGUGCACGGCUGUACAAGAUUCGCAAAUCCUACCCGACUCUAUAAUGCCAUGAAAGAACAUAAUUUGUCUUCCUCUGUUAUAUAUAAUAAAUACACUAAUUAAAAUCCCCCCACCCCCGCCUCGUGCAUUACAGUUUAAAUAAUACAUUACCAUGUGCAGUUAUGCCAAUAAUAUUUAGCAUGUUUAAAUAUUACACGAUGGCUCGAUAAAUCUUGUUAGGCAAGACAGAUAAUAAAUGACUCGUGCACAAACUAAUAAUGUGGUUAGACACAGCUCCAUCGGUCCUAAUGGUGGGAGACAUUGCACAAACAACGCCAUUAUAAUCGUAAAUCCAGAUCAAUAUCACAUCACUCCUACACUAAUCAAGAUUCCCUUUGUCUCCUUCACCCUUGUAUAAAUACAUACUUGCCUAAUUCAUAAUCUUAGACAUCACAAACAAAAAACUUUCUCAAAUCACAUACUUCUUCGGUUUUUUCGAAAACUAAGGAAAAAAAAAAUGGCAUUCUCUCCUUUGCAAUCAAAAACCCUUCACCAUAACCGCUCUCUUAGCUUGCCUUGUAAAUCAGAUCCAUCCAUAUCUCAUUUCAACGAAAAAUUAUCCACUCUAGUAAGAGAUUCCGAGGCCUCGUUUUCUUCACUCAACAACAGACUAAACAACCUCAAAAACUUGUAUACCGAAACCGACGAUUUGCUUAUGUUGCCUCACAUUCAACAAGAAUGUGAGGAGAAAUGGGUUGACCAAAUAUUGGAUGGCUAUAUUAGCCUCUUGGAUGCGUGCACAACGGUUAAAGAUCUCGUCUCAAACACGAAGGAAGAUCUGCAAGAGCUACUUUCUUCUCUAAGGAGAUCAAAGGAUUCAGCUAAUGGAGUUCGCUGUUAUCUCAGCUCAAGAAGGAAGUCGAAGAAGAUUAUCCAAAAGUGUUUGAAAGAUUUGAGGAGUAAUUUCACAAGUAUUAUUAAUGCAUCCUCGGAGACAACGGGUGUUGCGUGUACCUUAAAAGAGACAGAGUUAGCCGCUGUUACUGUGUUUGAAUCUUUGUUGUCUUAUUUGAACGGGGCGAAGAUUCAAGCAAAACGCAGUGGCUGGUCAAUUGUAUCGAAGAUGAUGCAAUCCAAGAAAGUCGUGAGUGAAGACGAAGGAGCAAAUGUGAAUGAAUUUGAGAAGAUUGAUGGUUUACUGCAAACGAGCGUAGAAAACGAACAAGUCGAGCAGAUUACGACUCACUUAAAAGGGAUGGAUUCGAGCAUUCAAAGUCUCGAACAAGAACUUGAAUCCUUAUUCAGACAGUUGAUUCGAAGCAGAGUUUCCCUCCUCAAUAUUCUCAACCACUAGCCAUUUUAAAAUGAAAAAUAUACUUG